AUGGACGGCGUGUGGUUGAUAUCCUCCCUUUUCGUCUCCCUCUGGAUUCUUCCUCGCAAUGGCCCAAGGUCCUGGCGCAACUCUCGGCUCCUCCGUCCGUCCCCUUCCUUCCUGUCCAACAACGGCUCCAUCCUGAAGAAAAACUCGAUAAAGAAGAAAUCCCCGAGUUGCGCGCCCCAAAGGAGCAGCAGCAGGAUUCCUGUCCUGUGCCCCUUGCACCCUUGCUCAACCCGCCUGCUGCCGCCUUGCGGGUCCCUCACGAACCCCCCCGGUCUGGUCUCGCGGAAAGCGUUACAACUUCAGAGUCACUCCCUCCCAUUUGGCCGAACAGAUCGAGGCAUGGCAAGGGUAGGGUACCAAGUCACACCGCACCUCAUCGCAUGUUCUCGGUGCGAUGCGGGUAUGUCGGCGAAGGGUACCUGUAAGUUGGCCCUCCUCCUCACCGCGGAGCCACUCUUGAGCGACAAGAAGCGCGUUUAUCUUGUCUCUGAUGCGCGGAUGAAGUGGCCGAAACUGUGGAGAGAGAGAGUGAGUGAGAGAGGUGUGUGGGACGUGGUCCAAAAAAGGUGGGAUGAACAGACCCUGGACCGUCCAAAAAGAGACAAAGUGCUGAUCCAGGCAUGUCAUUGGCCCAGGGACGGAUGCGCGAAUGGCAGGCCACAGCGGUAG
This is a messenger RNA of Colletotrichum costaricense, 669 nucleotides long. RefSeq lists its product as uncharacterized. NCBI's taxonomy places the organism in Eukaryota, Fungi, Ascomycota, Sordariomycetes, Glomerellales, Glomerellaceae. Bases 1 to 669 code for a protein of 222 amino acids. The record is from RefSeq and is a predicted model, not a curated record. The transcript has a single exon.